AUGGCCGAAAUUAAUUUACAAGAAGCUAUUUCAAAUGCCAGAUUAGAGGCACAACAAUUGAAGGAAAAAAUCAACGCACAGAGAAAAGUUAUUAAUGAUGUGAACAUGAAGGAUUUGGAUGUUGCUGAAAUUUCACCUCUCAAAUUAAAGGAACGAAGAGUGUUUAAAGGACACUCAUCUAAAGUUGCUAGUUUAGCUUGGUCAAAGGACUCGAAGACAAUUUUGACUGCCGGCCAAGAUAGAAUGUUAAUUUUAUGGGAUGCUGUGACAACAUAUAAAUUGAGUGCUAUUCCUCUACAAGCUCGUGGUAUUAUGUGUUGCGAUUAUAGUACGAGUGGAAAUUAUGUUUGUGUUGGUGGUUUGGAUAACAUUUGUUCAGUUUUUUCCCUUUCUGCUGUUACUCAACAAUUACAAAACUCAUCCAAUGAAUACAAGCCAUUCAGGCAACUAGUAGGACAUACAGGCUAUUUGAGCUCUUGCAAAUUUAUUAGUGAUCGUCACAUAUUAACUAGUUCUGGAGAUCAAAGUUGUAUUUUCUGGGAUGUUGAAAUGACUCACGCGGUGUCACAUUUCCAAGAACAUACUGGUGAUUGUAUGGCUGUUUCUGUUUCUCCUAUUGAACAAAAUGUAUUUGUUAGUGGAAGUUGUGAUGGUAGUUCAAAGUUGUGGGAUGUACGUAUGAAUAAGUGUGUUGCCACAUUCACUGGUCAUGAAGGUGAUAUCAAUUCAGUUCAAUUUUUCCCUAAUGGAAAUGCCUUUGCCACUGGUUCUGAUGAUUGUACUUGUAGAUUGUUCGACCUUCGUGCUUCACGUGAGGUUAUGACCUAUUCAGAUGAUAAUGUCAGAGAAGGUGUCACUAGUAUUAGUUUCAGCAAAUCUGGACGUGUUUUAUUUGCUGCCUAUGAAGAUAAGAAAGUUAUUGCUUGGGAUUCAUUGAAAGGAACCAUUUUACAAACUUUGGAUGGCCUUCCAAAUGGUCACGAUAAUCGUGUCAGUUGUUUGGCAGUUUCUCCUGAUGGACACGCUCUUGCCACAGGUUCAUGGGACAUGACCAUGAAGAUAUUUGCUUAAAUUAUUUAAAGCCAACACAUAUCUUUCAGAAGUCAGUCAUUUUCUCGAUCAUCAUUUUCAAUUCCCAUCCUUAUAUUCUCCUCAGUUUUCCCCUUUUCAACUCCAUUAAUAAAAACCAUCUUAAUUUAUUCUU
This is a messenger RNA of Naegleria gruberi, 1204 nucleotides long. Its product is annotated as WD-40 repeat-containing protein. Gene Ontology annotation, biological process: G protein-coupled receptor signaling pathway. Gene Ontology annotation, cellular component: cytoplasm; heterotrimeric G-protein complex. The record is from RefSeq and is a predicted model, not a curated record. Gene Ontology annotation, molecular function: protein binding; signaling receptor complex adaptor activity. NCBI's taxonomy places the organism in Eukaryota, Heterolobosea, Eutetramitea, Acrasida, Naegleriidae. The coding region runs from base 1 to 1071 and encodes 356 amino acids. The transcript is spliced from 5 exons.